AUGACGAUGUCGAGGGCGGCGGCGGUCGUCCUCCUGCUGGCGGUCGCGCUCGUGUCCACGACGACGACCGUGGCGGCGGCGAGUCACCACAGCCACCACCACCACCACCACGACGGGUUUGCGGAGGUGUUCGACAGGCAGGAGGCGGACCUGGUGGAGGCGCUGCCGGGGCAGCCGGCGGGGCUGGGCGUCCGGCAGUUCGCCGGGUACGUGACGGUGAACGAGACGCACGGCCGCGCCCUCUUCUACUGGUUCUUCGAGGCCACCCACGACGUCGCCAAGAAGCCGCUCGUCCUCUGGCUCAACGGAGGGCCCGGAUGCUCGUCGCUUGGGUACGGAGCGCUGGAGGAGAUUGGCCCCUUGCUUAUCCAGAAGGGCACCCCUGAGCUCCGGCUCAACCCCAACGCAUGGAACAAAGAGGCAAAUCUGCUCUUCUUGGAGCAGCCUGCUGGCGUCGGAUUCUCCUACACGAACACCACCGCCGAUCUCGAGAGAUUCGGCGACGAGCUCGCUACUCAUGACGCGUACACGUUCCUCGUCAACUGGUUCGAGAGGUUCCCGCAGUUCAAGGGCCACGAUUUCUACAUCGCCGGAGAGAGCUAUGCCGGGCACUACGUCCCCAAUCUCGCCGAGAAGAUCGUGGAGCAGAACAAGAAGGUGCACAAGAGCAGGCGCAUCAAUUUCAAGGGAUUCAUGAUCGGCAACGCGGCGAUUGACGAGGCGUCGGACGACCGCGGCAUGCUGGACUACGCGUGGGACCACGCCGUCAUCUCCGACGAGCUCUACGACGACAUCAACAAGCACUGCAGGUUCGACCAGGCCGGCAACAGCAGCGACUUCUCCUCGACGGGCCACAACCCCGCCAGCAACCCCGCCUGCGACCGCGCCUUGAACGGCUUCUACGGGGCCUUCGACCACAUCGACCUCUACAGCCUCUACACCCCCGCCUGCACCGCCAACCCCGCCGGCACGGCGGGCCAGCUGCCGCGCCGCCUCCACCGGUCCGACAACGGCAGGCCCCUGCGGCCGCGCUACAACAGCUACGACCCGUGCCUGGACAACUACGCCGCCGCGUACCUGAACCGCCGGGACGUGCAGCACGCGCUGCACGCCAACGCCACCGGGAGCAUCCCCUACGCCUGGUCCGCGUGCAGCGACCCGCUGUUCCAGCACUGGCAGGACUCGCCGGCGUCCACGCUGCCGGUGAUCAAGAGGAUGGUCGACGCCGGCCUCCGCGUGUGGGUGUACAGCGGCGACACGGACGGCCGCGUGCCCGUUUCGUCCACCCGCCACGCGCUGCGCAAGCUCGGCCUCAGGACCCUCAAGCAGUGGAGGGCGUGGUUCACCAGCGACCAGGUCGGCGGCUUCCAGGUGGACUACGACGGCCUCACCUUCGUCACCGUCCGCGGCGCCGGCCACAUGGUGCCCACCGUCACCCCCGUGCAGGCCAGCCAGCUCUUCGCGCACUUCCUCGCCGCCAAGGAGUUGCCGCCCAAACCCAUCGUCGCUUAA
This is a messenger RNA of Triticum turgidum subsp. durum (durum wheat), 1512 nucleotides long. Lineage: Eukaryota; Viridiplantae; Streptophyta; Magnoliopsida; Poales; Poaceae. The record is from the annotation of a GenBank genome assembly.